This is a messenger RNA of Penicillium taxi, 1491 nucleotides long. Its product is annotated as putative MFS transporter. The coding region runs from base 1 to 1491 and encodes 496 amino acids. Gene Ontology annotation, biological process: transmembrane transport. The transcript is spliced from 8 exons. Gene Ontology annotation, cellular component: plasma membrane. The record is from RefSeq and is a predicted model, not a curated record. Gene Ontology annotation, molecular function: transmembrane transporter activity. NCBI's taxonomy places the organism in Eukaryota, Fungi, Ascomycota, Eurotiomycetes, Eurotiales, Aspergillaceae.
AUGGGAGUACCAGAGGAAUUGCAAGAGAGCGACAAUGGCAGAAGCAUGGUCGACUCUUCUGGAUCAGACUAUGACUCGGAGCUUCCACCGCUCCGAUCAACUACCAAGCGCAAAUUGAUGGCCAAGGUCGACUGGCACAUCUUGCCGUGCUUAUGUGUUCUGUACCUGCUUGCAUUUUUGGACCGGGUCAAUGUCAGCAAUGCUGCCAUCCUCGGUCUUAAGACAGACUUGAAUAUUGUAUCGGGAACGAAAUACAACACCGCUUUGACGAUCUUCUUCGUUCCUUACAUUAUCUGCGAGAUUCCAUCCAAUAUACUGCUGAAGAAGCUUAAACCACAUGUUUGGUUGUCGGUGUGUAUGUUCGGAUUUGGCCUCAUCAUGAUUAUCCAAGGCUUCGUAACAAGCUGGGGUGGACUUAUGACAACGCGAUUCUUCCUUGGAGUCUUUGAGUGUGGCAUGUUUCCUGGAUGCUUCUACUUGAUGGGAAUGUGGUACCAGCGUGAUGAGGCCCAAAAGCGUUUCAGUUUCUUCUUCAGCUCAACCACUCUUGCCGGUGCCUUCGGUGGUCUGCUGGCAUACGGUAUUUCGCAGAUGGAUGGAAUUCGUGGAUACAAGGGCUGGCGCUGGGUAUUUAUCCUAGAGGGUCUGCUGACUUGCGUGGUCGCCAUUGUCUGGUUUUUCAUCUUGCCAGAUUUCCCCGAAGAUGUCAAGUGGUUGACUGAUGAAGAGCGAGAUUACAUUCAGGCGAAGCUGGCCAAGGAUGUUGGCAAGUCCGCCCGCCAAGCUAAGAUGGGAUGGCGUGAAGUUUUGGCCGUUUUCAAGGACUACAAAAUCAUUCUGGGUGGUUUCAUGUACUUCGGCUUGAUCGUUCCAGCCUACGCAUACGCCUACUUUGCACCGUCCAUCAUCCAGAGCUAUGGAUACAGCUCGGUCAAGACUCAGCUAUACUCCAUUGCGCCCUGGGCAGCGGCCUUUGCCUUUUCUAUGUUCAUUGCUUUCAUUUCUGAUCGCUUGAAGCACCGAUUUGUAUUCACUCUGAUUCCCAUUUUCGUUUCCAUUGCUGGAUUCGCUAUCCUACUCUGUGUCCACGGGACGGCACACCGGUCUGUCGAGUACGGUGCGCUUUUCUUGAUCACCAGCGGUGCGUAUAGCGCCAUGCCUGUUAUCGUCUGCUGGUUCUCCAUGAACCUUGGAGGCCAUCAGCGGAAAAGUGUUGGAUCAGCCUGGCAGGUGGGAUUCGGCAAUAUCGGUGGUAUCAUCGCCACAUAUUCCUUCCUUGCAAAGGAUGCACCCUAUUACAAGCCAGGAUUCAUUAUUUCCAUCUCUUUCUGCUGCUUGGCAAUUUUGUCAUGUGUUCUCUACUUCCUCGCUAUUUUGGCAGAGAACCGAAAGCGUAUGAACGCUCCUCUCAUUAACCAAAAUAGCAACUCUGAGGAGAAUACGGAAGAGUUAUUGGGUGAUCUGGCACCGUCUUACCGCUACCAGUACUAG